Molecule: messenger RNA, 1647 nt
Organism: Effrenium voratum
Lineage: Eukaryota; Dinophyceae; Suessiales; Symbiodiniaceae
Source: the annotation of a GenBank genome assembly
AUGGUAGAGAAGGAGGCGGGUGUGGCCGCCAUCUUGGGUGUGCUCACAGGUCUGCUGGAGUAUGGCCUGCAAAGGGUCGGGGGUGAAGCCACUCUGUUGAUCGACUUGGGCGUGGGCCUCCUCACCGGCAUCGUCGGCAGCCUGUUCUAUCACUUUGACGGGGAGAGGUAUUGCUUGCUCUCCAUUUUCAUGGGCACCUUGUACUGGUUCUUCUACGGCACCGCCUUCGUGGUGGGCCUGGUGGAGAUCUUGGCCGGGGAGCUGGAGACGGGGGUGACCCGCUUCAUGGCGGUGAGUAUCAAGACCUUCGUGCUCUGUGUCAUGACCUGCUUCGGUAUGCUGCUUGCCCUGCCGAAUCCCGCCACGGCCUGGGAGGCGCAAUAUGCGAACUGCGGCACCAUCGACUUGGGCGCGCAGUGGUGGCGUGUCCCCUUGUACUUGGCCUGCUCGUUUUCCGUCCUGGGGCAGUACCGCUUCCGCCUGGAGCAGUUCUGGCGGGGCCUUCUGGUGCAGCUCGCGGGCUACGAGACCCAGUUCCAGGUGUCCCAGGCCUUCCGCAACCGCAGCGGGUCCCUGGUCAAGGAUAACCUGGACGUCAUGGCCUCCAACGUCUGCGGGGCUGCGGCCAGCGUGGUGACGGCGUGCCUGCUGUCGGCCUUCAUGGACUUUGUGAACGGCAUCUACUACGCCCAGCUGCUGCAGCGGGGGGCGCACCGGGACGAGACGGACUCCAUGCUGGAUGACAUCUUGUAUGGCUGCAUCUCGUCGGUGGUGAAGUGCUUCAACUGCCUGGGCAUCGGAAGGGCACACGACAAGCAUAUGGUGGAGCUGGAGAAGAAGAUCUACCAGCAAACCAAAGAGCUGAAGGACCCGGCAAAUCCCCGCACCGAGAUCAAGCUGGGUCCUGAAGAAGAGGACCUCUUGCUGGACACCGUGGUCUAUGCCGAGUCCAUGAACAUUUGGGCCAUGCUCAUGCCAGCAGUGUAUCAGCUGGUGCCAGGGUCGAUGAUCGCCAAGAUGUGGUUCGAGACCAUCAUCCCGCCGAGCGACCCUUCGCUGGCGGAGAACACCUUUGCCGGGCUCAUGGUCACCUCGAUCUCUUUGGCUCUGGGCCUCGUCCUGGGCGAGGCUAUUGUGCAGGUGGUCACGGGCUUGGUGAACCUCAUGAAGCGUAAGUGCUCCAAGGGCGCCAAGAAGGAGGAGGAGCCCGACGACAUUGACCUGGGCAUGGUUGGCCCCGACAUUGCCACUACCAUUGCCGGCGACGACACAAAGUCUGAGGGCAGCGGAAGCACGUGGCCACUUUGAGCACCUUGGGCUCCAGGAGAGUCAAAGGGGAGAAAAAAGCUCCUUAAGCUGUAGUCGGCCUUGCAUCUUUGGAUCAGAGGCCAUUUCCUUGCACCUACUUUUUGAAGUUGAGGCGACAUUUCACGGCUUGCGGGCUGAGAACGCCGCGUCCUUGGCGGGGCGGUUUUGGGACGUCGCCUGACAACCAGAGGCCGUCCCGCCCUCGCCUUUGCGGCCUGCCGAAAUGGAUGGUUUCGCAAAACCUGCACUGCCAUGUUUGGUUCCCUUUUGCACCCUUUUGCAGAGACUGUAGCUCCCUGGCCUCUUGACGGGGGCUAAGCCAGGCUGGAAGCGUCGGAG